Stegodyphus dumicola is the source of this 630-nucleotide messenger RNA. RefSeq lists its product as uncharacterized. The record is from RefSeq and is a predicted model, not a curated record. Lineage: Eukaryota; Metazoa; Arthropoda; Arachnida; Araneae; Eresidae.
AUGGGAAUUGAUAUGGCUGGACAUGUGUAUUUAAAAGGAGAAGGAAAGGCUUGGAUUUGCCUAUAUACGUGUGCUGUGUAUAGAGCUGUGCAUUUUGAACUCAGUUCCUCACUGUCUACAGAGGCUUUUCUCCAGAGUUUCCGUCGGUUUAUAGCCCGCAGAGGCCGUCCUUCUGUAGUUUAUUGUGACAACGGAAGCAACUUUGUUGGAGCAUCAAAUUGUUUGAAACUCGUUGAUUGGAAUGUCGUUGCUCAAUACACCACCACUAAGAAAAUUCAAUGGUUUUUCAAUCCCCCAACUGCCUCUUCGUGGAGCGGUUUUUGGAAGCGAUUAGUUGGCUUGAUGAAACAAAUUCUUAGAAGAGUUUUAGGGAAAUCUCUGCUGUCUUUUGAAGAAAUGACAACGGUAUUGUGUGAUGCUGAAUUUGUUAUUAGCUCUCGUCCACUUACCUAUGUUUCAGAAAAUGAGUCUGAACUUGUUCCUUUAUCUCCUAACUCAUUUUUUGCAAGAUUUCCGAAAGUCAGGCGUUCAUUCCUGAUUUGGAUGAAGAUUGAUCAGCAUUCCCUCAACAAGAGAUUAAAAUAUCGUCAACAAUCUAAUCACGGAUAUACGAAAAAGAUUCAGAUCUGA